AUGCUGGCAGCUAAGAAAAUGGUCAGAGGAAAUUCCACCUUAGUGACCGAAUUUGUUCUCCUGGGAUUAACAGAUCGUCCAGAGCUUCAGCCCAUCCUCUUUGUGCUGUUCCUGGUGAUCUACUUAAUCAUCGUGGGGGGGAACCUUGGGAUGUUGGUAUCGAUCAGGAUAGAUUCACGCCUCCACACCCCCAUGUACUUCUUUCUUGCCAGUUUGUCCGGCUUGGAUUUGUGUUAUUCCACGAAUGUGACUCCCAAGAUGUUGGCGAACCUCUUAUCAGAGAAGAAAACCAUUUCCUAUGCUGCUUGUUUAACCCAGUGUUAUUUUUUCAUUGCCAUGGUGAUUACUGAGUUAUACAUGCUAGCUGUAAUGGCUUAUGACAGGUACAUGGCCAUCUGUAGCCCUUUGCUUUACAGCAGCAAGAUGUCCAGAGGGGUCUGUAUUCGCCUGAUUGCUGGUCCCUAUGUCUACGGCUUCCUUAGUGGCCUGAUGGAAACCAUGUGGACGCACCGCUUGACCUUCUGUGACUCCAGUAUUAUUAAUCACUUCUACUGCGCUGACCCCCCCCCCAUCCAGCUGUCCUGCUCUGACACUUUCGUUAAAGAGACGUCCAUGUUUGUGGUAGCAGGAUUUAACCUCUCCAACUCCCUCCUCAUAAUUGUCAUCUCUUAUAUCUUCAUUCUCACUGCCAUCCUGAGGAUGCAUUCUGCUGAAGGCAGGCACAAAGCUUUUUCCACGUGUGGUUCCCAUCUGGUGGCAGUGACUGUAUUUUACGGGACACUCUUCUGCAUGUAUGUUAGACCUCCCACGGACAAGUCAGCGGAGCAGUCUAAAAUUAUUGCCGUUUUCUACACUUCAGUUAUUUUUCUAAUGCUUAGCCUGGUACAUAGUCUAUGCUCCCUUAAGAGCCAAAUAGCACGGUUGCGUAAAGAUCAACUAUGGCUCCUAGGAGUAACUGACAUGGGUGUGGGGCGGGUACUGCUGCCGUCCAGGCUUUGUCAAAUCCGUCUGUGGCUGGGGGGUCUCGUUUUGCUCUCCCGUUUUGCUCUCCCGUCUGUUUUCUCAAACGUAGAGGAACAUACCGGACCAAGUCAUUCUCUGGUCCAGUUCAGAUCUGAUGGACUGAAAAAUUAG
Neofelis nebulosa (Clouded leopard) is the source of this 1134-nucleotide messenger RNA. Its product is annotated as olfactory receptor 5M5-like. Gene Ontology annotation, cellular component: membrane. Gene Ontology annotation, biological process: sensory perception of smell; G protein-coupled receptor signaling pathway. Gene Ontology annotation, molecular function: odorant binding; olfactory receptor activity; G protein-coupled receptor activity. The record is from RefSeq and is a predicted model, not a curated record. NCBI's taxonomy places the organism in Eukaryota, Metazoa, Chordata, Mammalia, Carnivora, Felidae.